GUUCGCCCAGGCCCGAUCUUCAGGUUUCAACUUUCAAGCGCCAAAUACCAGAAAGGCUGAAAGGAAGUGCUUCAUUUUUUAUUUUAUUUUUCCUGCUGUUGGUUUUUUUUUGGACUUGAUGUAGAAAAUCAGGUCGAGAAUGGAGUUCGACAACAUCUGCACCGUUGUCCAGGGCCUGUUCAAAAGUCUGGAAACAAAGUUGAAUAAGAAAUUGGCCGAGAUCGACCCCUCUCUAGACCAUGAAGAUUACAUAUUUGAGAUCAUCGAAGGACUGACUGAAACGAUAAAAGAGCAUGAAUUAGACGGUUUGCAGCUGAAAAAAGUCCACAUGCUGCUGCUUUUAAAUUCGGACUUUUCUAAUAUUAAUUUGCUGGACGAGGACAAGAACUUUUGCCAUGUUCUCAAUGUGUUGCCUAAAAUUAGCAAGUACCUCUAUUUCCAAUUGGUCACCCAGAUGAAAUGGCACAAUUACUUACGAGAAGUCGUACUGCAUUUCCCGGAAGUGAUUGUGUACGAGAUAGUUCAUUCGAUUAAUGACUAUAUGAACUACAUCAGUUUAGAUUGCGCGCUCGCAUUUUUUUAUUCUUUGAUCGACGGUAUGUUGAACAAAAUUUUACACAUACAAAACACGUGUAAAUACAGGACUCAAAAGUUUGUCAAAUUGUUUGUUCCACUUGUUCAAUACAACUUCAAUGAAUUGAUCGAUGGAGCGAACUGGGAUAGGGACAAGAAAUAUCAGUAUUUGGGUUAUACGGUUAGAAUGUACCUUGACCUCGUCGAAUCCUGUGUUAAAAAACUCCAAAACCCAGAAUUCUCGCCUGAUCCUUUUUACGAGGCUAAUGUAAAUUACACGUACUCUAAGUGGGGUAUGACGAGCAGCACGACAAACUGGGGUUAUUAUUGUUUAAGAUUUGUUGCCACUAAAGCUGAUGAAUUUGUCAAAUUGGUAAGUGUUGAUAUAUACAUCUCUUGGACUGAAGUCGAAGUUAAAGACGCAGUAGGUAAGACGCUUCAAAUGUCUAUAAGAGAGACGGCUUACACUUGCCAAGAAGCUAUCAGGACGAUCCAACAUUUGUACGAUGUUAUUCCAGGCCUUAGUUCUUUGGAUUCUUGUUUAGCAACGAUAGCAGUCCGACCGGUUACGGAGGACGAAGAAAUCAAAGAAGCUGAUGCCAACACUAUAGUUAUAAAUCUUCUCAACCCAAAGAGAACACAGAUCAAAUGGCUGCGAGGUCUCAUCGAAAAAGGCAUAUUCGAAAGCGCUACGUAUAUGAAAGUUAUAGCAGACAAUUCCUCACUUAUAGAUUACGAUACUAGUCUGUUAUUAAUCAAUAAAGCUUUUGAAUACUUAGAAACAAACUCAGUUGAUCCAAACGAUUUAGCAACCAUCCGCCAGACCAUAUUCAUAUCAGUCAAAUCCCUCAAAAGAAGCGACCAGACUCUACUACUGGCACGGUUUUGUGAACUAUAUGGAAACAAAUCUCCAUUGAUCGGGCCGGAUUUUCACAACCGUGCGACUCAGUUUUUCAACCGUUUGGUAAACGACGACAGCAAGAAACAGGAGUUUUAUAACGAAGUAAUCUGCCUUGCGAUCGAGUCCAGGGAGAUGUUCAUUCGCCGAGCACUCGAUGAAUGCUGGUCUAGUAAGGCAAAGACCACACUCAUUAUGGAAUAUAUCGAGUUCGUCUCGCCAAUCUGUCUCAUCAUAUCUGAAGAAACUGGUUUGCCUCUUAUUUUAACAAAAGUCAUAUCUCUGCUUGAUGAAAUGAAAAAUAGCCCUGAAGCUAUCCAUGAUAAUUUCGUACAUCUGGUGAAAAAAUUGUCCGAAGUUAAACUUAUAAAUCCUUCUUUAUUUUUAUAUAAUCAUAUAUUACCGUUGAUUGAAAAAUGUCAUCUUGAAAAAGACUGGAAUUACUUAAACUAUUAUUUAGACUUAAUAGAGAUGAUUCUUCCAAUAGUCAGACCAAGCAUGGUCAAGUUUAUAAGCAUCAUCGCCAAAACUCUGAACAAGCUGAGGCCGAAGGUUCCAAACUUUAAGACUGAAAAUGUAGAAAUAACGGAAAAAUGCAUCAACAUUUUGACCAGUUCGGUUCAAAACGUAUUAAGAGCCAAGACAUCAGAAGAUGAAGAGAUAGUACAGUUGAGGGCCCUAGGAGAAAGUCUGAGCGCACUGACAUGGCAGUAUAUGAUCCCGAUUUGGAAAAAUUGGGGAAAAGAUUUACCCAUCGAUACACACGGUCUGCUCAUUUGGACUAAACCGGGUUUUGGCCAUGGAGAGGCGUUGAAUGAUCUAAACAAUGAAGUUCGACUUCAUCUCGUAAUGUCAAUGGUGAAGAUAUUGCCGCAGUUGACUACAAGGGAGUGGGAGAGAAUCGGGAGCGGCACUAAAAGCCUGAGCGUUAUAAUCCCCACUUUCAAAGUUCUCGCCGACUGUGCAUUGGUCUGGUUCCAAGUCCCGUUCAUGCUUCAAAACGUAUUACUUCUCAGCCACAACAUAACCAACUUCCUCAAUUUCACUCAGAAAAUAGUCAUACCCAGAUUGAACGUUGCAAACGAGAAAGACACUGCCGAAGUCGUAGACAAAAUGAGCCAGAUUAUGGAACAACUUCCUGAAGAACUUUCAAAGACGAAAAUGCCCGAUUUACAACGCUUGAAAAUGGAAGCACUGGGAGAAAAUAAACACCCAGUUCAUGCCAAUUAAAAAAAUACUUGUAUUUUUCUUAGUUCCUAUGUAAUUUCUAGCAUGUUUUAUUUCAUUUCUUUUAUUUAAGUUUUUCUAUUAAUUUUUUUUUCUAUUAAGCUAUUUCUAAUGGCAAGUACGUUACAAAAUGUACUUUCAUGUGAUAAGUUUCAUGAAUAAACUUAUUGGUUGUAUUUA
Cimex lectularius (bed bug) is the source of this 2878-nucleotide messenger RNA. RefSeq lists its product as uncharacterized. NCBI's taxonomy places the organism in Eukaryota, Metazoa, Arthropoda, Insecta, Hemiptera, Cimicidae. The transcript has 8 exons. The record is from RefSeq and is a predicted model, not a curated record. The coding region runs from base 140 to 2701 and encodes 853 amino acids.